This is a messenger RNA of Paramormyrops kingsleyae, 3580 nucleotides long. The record is from RefSeq and is a predicted model, not a curated record. NCBI's taxonomy places the organism in Eukaryota, Metazoa, Chordata, Actinopteri, Osteoglossiformes, Mormyridae.
AGCGAUACGGCCAGCCUUUUAUGAUUGCUAAAGCCUGCCGAGACAAAUUACAUGCUUGGCCAAAAAUAGCGUCAAGAGAGAGCGCUGACUUAAGGAAAUUUGUGGACUUUUUACGCAGUUGUGAAUGUGCCAUGGCUCACAAUGGGAGUCUGCGUAUUCUUGAUGAUGGCAUUGAAAAUCAAAAACUGACAGCCAAGUUGCCUGAUUGGUUAAGCAGCAGAUGGAACCGAAAAGCCACACAGUAUCAGCUAGAGCAUGGAAGGUUCCCAGAUUUCAAAUAUUUUGUAACUUUCCUGACAUUGGAGGCUAGUAUUGCUUGUAACCCUGUUACAUCUUACUAUGCCUUGCGACAAGGGGAGCCGGAAAAGACAAGAUUUAAACUUCAGAAUGUAGUGACCUCUAAGAACCAAGCAGCAAGUGCAAGGAUUUUUACAACUAACACCACUGAGAAGAACAUAAGUACGUGUAUGUUUUGUAAGAAAACAGGACAUGUCUUGCACAAGUGCCGUAGACUAACUGCAAGGCCAGUUGCUGACCGAGUGAAGUUCAUUCAAGGUGAGAAACUGUGCUUCGGCUGUUUGAGUCCUGGCCAUCAAUCCAAGAAUUGCAGCAACCGGAUGGUCUGUGACACCUGCUCAAGGCGCCACCCCACAUGCUUACAUGAGGAUCGCUCAAAGCAACAAGAAAAUGACAAGACAAGUUGCAGUAAGGAAAGAAAGCUACAAUCGCCGCAAGACACCAUUCAAGAAACCACAUCCAAUAGAGUUGUACAUGAUGGUAACAAUGCUCAGACUUCAGCAAUAGUUCCUGUUUAUGCAUCAAUGCCAGGUGAUUCAAACAAAGAAGUCCUUGUCUAUGCUCUGUUAGAUUCACAAAGUGACUCUUCAUUCAUUCUUGAAGAAGUGGCAGAUGCUCUUGAUGUUAAUGCAGAACCAGUCAAGUUGAAGCUGUCCACAAUGUCGUCCAAGGAGACAAUUGUACCAUGCAAAAGACUCAAAGGUCUACAAAUAAGAGGGUUAUCUUCUUCUAAGAAGAUCACAGUGCCAACGGUCUACACUCGUGAAUUCAUACCUGCCAAUCGUACGCACAUUCCAACGCCAGAGACUGCAAGGGCAUGGCCUCAUUUAGAGCAUCUUGCGGAACACAUUGCCCCAUCGAAGAAUUGUGAAAUCGGUCUUCUGAUUGGGUAUAACUGUCCACAAGUACUAAUGCCUAGAGAAGUUGUAUGUGGUGAGGACAACCAGCCCUUCGCACAGAAAACUGACGUAGGCUGGAGCAUAGUGAGCUAUGGUGAUCCAGGCGAACACUUCAGUGAUGCAAUUGGAGUAAGUCACCGCAUCAUUGUAAAGCAAGUGACCCCUGAACCCAAAGUAACAAGUAAGUUGAAGAGCGAAGUUCAUUAUGUUUGUAAAACAAGAAUUAAAGAAAUGACUACUCCAGAAGACGUACUUAAGGUGCUAGAAUCUGACUUCAGUGAAAGGCUUGGAGAAUGGGCAAAUCUCUUGCAAGAAGAUCUCCGGUUUUUGACUAAAAUGAAAGAAGAAAUUAGGCACAAAGAAGACGGGCAUCUUGAAAUGCCUCUGCCUUUUAAACAGCGCAGGCCAGCGCUACCAAAUAACAAGCCAUGUGCUGUUCAACGCCUCAUGUGCUUAGAAAGGAAGCUCAAGAGAGAUCAGACAUAUCGGACAGACUACAUGAACUUCAUGAAAGACACUAUCAGUCGUGGUGAAGCAGAAAGGGUCCCAGAAGAAGAGCUUGAUAAACAAUCAGCCUGGUAUAUUCCCCACCAUGGCGUGUACCACCCUCAAAAGCCAGAGAAACUGCGAGUGGUCUUUGAUUGCUCGGCAAGAUUUCAAGACAUGUCGUUGAAUGACCACCUUCUUACAGGGCCAGAGCUCACAAACACUUUGGUGGGAGUUCUUUGUAGAUUUCGAAAGGGCCCAGUCGCUAUUAUGUGUGAUGUGGAACGAAUGUUUCAUCAAUUCCAUGUAAAGCCUGAAGACCAAGACUACUUGAGGUUCUUAUGGUGGGAGAAUGGUGAUCUUGAGUCUCCGCCAUCAGUUUUCCGGAUGAAAGUCCAUUUGUUUGGAGCAGCUUCCUCACCUGGCUGUGCCAAUUUUGGACUCAAACAUCUAGCCACAGAAGGUCAGGAUCGAUUUAACCAAAGCACUGUCAAGUUCAUUCGAAGAAAUUUUUAUGUUGAUGAUGGACUGGUGAGUGUAGGGUCUGAUGCUGAGGCAAUCGAGCUGAUCAAGGAAGCGAGAGAGCUCUGCAGUGCAGGCAAGCUUAGAUUACACAAGUUCAUUUCCAACAGCAAGAAGGUAUCGGAGUCAAUACCGAAGGAAGAGUGUGCUGACAGUGUUAAGGAGUUGGACAUAGAUUUAAAGGAGCCACUCCUAGAAAGAGCACUGGGCGUGCAAUGGUGCGUAUCCUCUGAUGACUUUCAGUUCAGAGUAACUGUCAAGAAACACCCAAUGACGAGAAGGGGAGUGCUAUCUACAGUGGCUUCCAUCUACGAUCCUUUGGGUUUCGUAGCACCAUUUGUUUUACGUGGGAAGUUGAUCUUGCAACAGUUGGUUCGAGAGAAAGCUAGUUGGGAUGAACCACUUUCAGAGGAGUGCAGAUCACAGUGGCAGUCAUGGUUACAAGAUCUUCAUAACUUAUGUCAAGUAAGGAUUAAAAGGUGCUACAUGCCAGCAAGCUUCAUAGAUGUCAAGCAGUACGAAUUACAUCACUUCUCAGAUGCUAGCUUCACAGGUUAUGGGGAGUGCACUUAUCUAAGAGCAGUCAACUCUAAUGGCAGCGUACACUGCUCACUUGUCAUGGGGAAGGCGCGUGUUGCCCCCACUAAGGUCACAACAGUGCCAAGGCUUGAGCUGUCUGCAGCAGUGGUUGCUGCGAAGAUGGGUGCCGUGUUAAAACAUGAGCUCGAAAUAGACAACCUUAAGGAAUAUUAUUGGACUGAUUCAAAGGUUGUUCUCGGGUACAUUAAUAAUGAUGCCAGACGCUUUCAUGUUUUCGUGGCAAAUAGGAUCCAGAGAAUCAAGGCCACCACAGAUGCCAACCAAUGGUAUCAUGUGCGGUCUGAAGACAAUCCGGCGGACCAUGCUUCGAGAGGGUUAUCUGCAGAUCAGCUCGUUGCUUCAAAUUGGUUCACUGGCCCAGACUUUCUGUGGGAAAAGGAGUUACCCACAAGAGAUGCUAAGGUGGGAGAGGUUAGUGACAAUGAUCCAGAACUUCGAAGGGCUCAGGUGCUCAACACCAGUGCAAGGGCAAAUAGAACAUUGUUGGACCGCCUGACUAAGUUUUCUGACUGGAAAAGAGUUGUUAAGGCUAUUGCUUGUCUUAAACGCACAUCUAAGCCAGUUUAUCUUGAAAGGCCAGUGCAAAAAAUAGUUCUACUGGUUGAAGCAGAAUAAGCAUGUGUUAAACUGUUGUAAAUGCUUAUAACUUGAAGAUUUAGAUCAGUAAGGAAAUCUCAAGUUGAGAUUUGGUGGGAGUUUAACUGCCAUAAUUGUAAAUUAUGUCAAUUUGUUUAAUUUAUCGUGUUCAUUUAUGUUGUUUAUUUCCUUUAUUUAUU